Molecule: messenger RNA, 526 nt
Organism: Erigeron canadensis
Lineage: Eukaryota; Viridiplantae; Streptophyta; Magnoliopsida; Asterales; Asteraceae
Product: serine/arginine-rich splicing factor RSZ21-like
Exons: 4
Coding region: 11-526 (171 amino acids)
Biological process (GO): mRNA splicing, via spliceosome
Cellular component (GO): nuclear speck
Molecular function (GO): RNA binding; zinc ion binding
Source: RefSeq, a predicted model, not a curated record
AUUGAGAACAAUGUCGCGUGCGUACGUUGGAAAUUUGGAUCCACAAGUUUCGGAGCGAGAACUUGAAGCCGAAUUUCGCGUCUAUGGUGCUCUUAAGAAUGUGUGGAUUGCUAGGAGACCAACUGGUGAUGCAUUUGUCGAGUUUGAUGAUCGCAGGGAUGCUCUAGAUGCUAUAAGGGCUCUCGAUGGGAAAAAUGGUUGGCAUGUGGAGCUUUUUCAUAAUUCUAGAGGAGAAGGUGGGGGAGGCCGUGGUCGUGGACCUCGUGGUGGUGAUAACCUCAACUGUUAUGAAUGUGGUGAGCCUGGUCAUUUUGUGCGGGAAUAUCACUCAAAAGUUGGUGCACGAGGUGUAGGAAGCAGUCGUCUUCGUAGUUCAAGUCCAAGACACUGUAGGAGUCCAAGUCAUGGUCGUUUGAGUUAUAGUCCACGGUACAGUUUUCGUGGAAGGAAGUCUCCGCCUCGUCGUAGGAUAUCACCUCUUUGUGAUCGUACCUGCAGCAGGUCACCUUCAUAUCGCCAUGCCUGA